This is a messenger RNA of Linum trigynum, 303 nucleotides long. The record is from the annotation of a GenBank genome assembly. NCBI's taxonomy places the organism in Eukaryota, Viridiplantae, Streptophyta, Magnoliopsida, Malpighiales, Linaceae.
AUGCAUGCACAAGCAACUGACAUUCCCUUUCUUGCUAACGAUGAACCCGCUGAUCAAGUGGGUCAUUCUAUACCUGCUCCUGUCGAUGUGUCCCAGCUUCUUCACGAAGGUGAGUGUGACUCCUCCUCCCUGGAUGCGACCUCCUCUCCACUGUCAUCACUUACUGACGAGCCCCUCACCGAGGCAGAGGCGCCACCCAUGAGGCCUAUCGGUUCUCUAGAUGGCAGUUCAUCCUCUCUAGCUCCUCUAGACAGUAGCUCCCCUUCCGGUAACACCUCUCGUGCCCCUGGCUCCUCGGCAUAA